AUGCCGUCGGCCGUCUGCCGUCGGCCGUCGGCCGUCGGCCGUCGGCCGUCGGCCGUCGGCCGCCGCCGCCGCCGUAGCGGCGGCGAGCGCUCGCCUUUUGCGCGACGCGCACUGGGAGUGGCUGCGGCUAUAGCAGACAGUGUUUUGGAAGCGCCGGUGUCAUCCUCAAUGUUCCGACGUGGGGUGAGCGGCUCCACGCAACGCGACGCGGCUCGCUCGCUCGACGUGGGGCCACGCCCAGCGAAGCGCGCCGUGCCGUGGGGCUCCUACCCAUGGGAGGGCCGCUCGUGGUCGGCCGGCGGGCCAGACCGCUGCACUCUCACUGUCGUGUCAAUGCACCAGGGUUGGCGGACACUGGACCUGCACCGGCUGGCUCGCGAGCCGCCGCAGUCCUGGCCCUACUUCGUGAAGAGCGCCCUGGCCAACCUCCGCUACGUCCGCACCGCCAACAGCAACGCGACCCGCAUGCGCCUCCGCCUCUUCACUCCGCCGUUCGGCCCUGUGCUCUCCUCGAGGCACUACGCCUGGUGGAAGGUGCGCGUGCUCCAGUUCAUAGAGGAGCAGCACCGCAGCAGGAGCAGAGGCGGAGGUGCCAGCGCAGCGCAGCAGCAGCGCCGCGACGGCUGCGCGUGGGCGCUGCUGCUCGACGCGGACGCGUUCGUCCGCGCGCCGGCAGGUACCGACCUGCUGCGCCGGCUGAUGCCGCUCCAGCUGACGGCGCAGCAGCCCGACCCGCAGACCCUCGCCUCGGGCGCCGCCUUUGCGGCGCGCCUGCAGAGCCUCGCGCCCGCUGCAGACUUGCGCGCCCAGACGCCCGGCCAAAUCGGCGAGACCGUCUCCGAGUCACACGGCUGA
Emiliania huxleyi CCMP1516 is the source of this 855-nucleotide messenger RNA. RefSeq lists its product as hypothetical. The coding region runs from base 1 to 855 and encodes 284 amino acids. Lineage: Eukaryota; Haptophyta; Isochrysidales; Noelaerhabdaceae. The transcript is spliced from 4 exons. The record is from RefSeq and is a predicted model, not a curated record.